Plutella xylostella (diamondback moth) is the source of this 1269-nucleotide messenger RNA. RefSeq lists its product as uncharacterized. The record is from RefSeq and is a predicted model, not a curated record. Lineage: Eukaryota; Metazoa; Arthropoda; Insecta; Lepidoptera; Plutellidae.
GUAGGCAGAGGCCUUAUAAGACGUUUCUUAUAAGUUAUUCUCUUUAUCGCCUUAUUUACCGCUUUAAAUUAGGCACAAUAAUCUAACACUGGCACUUAAUAAUUCAGUCCAUAUCUGUGCUGAACGAUUUUAGGCUUUACAGGCCUCGGUCUAGUCUCAGCAGGUACCUGUCUACAGAGUGCUCGCCCCAGGCAGUGUUCAGGAAUUCUAAAUUGCUCUUGUUUGUUACGAGUUUGAAUUUUUAAUUGGCUUUAUUCGUCUUAUUGUUUGCUAAACUGCGUGGGUAGACUGCUAUACAUAAGAAAAUGUUUACGCUUUUUUGCAGUUUCAUAUUGUUAAUGUUAGGAUUUCAUGGUUAGUUAUAUUUCCUUCAUAAAUAAACGGUGUGUAUUGGGAGAAAGAAAACCGAAAAUUUUAAAAUGAAAAUCUUGUAGGAAUGAAUAGGUACUAGAUUUUCAUAGCUAAGCAAACGGAAAUAAGGUUAAAUUUUCUAUUGAAAUGUAUGUGAGUAAAAUAGCUUCACCCUACUGCUCAUGAGGGUAGUGUUGCCAUAGUAGUAGUUAUUUGAUCAAUAUUCGGACCUGACAACUCGAAGGCAGUAGCUGAAGAAUCCUAAUAAGUAUUAUAUUCGACGUGUAUUUUCGCUCUGUCUACGCAAAAUGGAAAACCAGAACCAGCCAUCACGUCCAGUGGGUCGUCAGGAGUCAUCCACAGAUCCAGUUAAAGAACAAGGGAUAUUGACUGCCUUGACUCGUAAAGAACGAAGUGCCGCUAAAUUGUGGGACAAACGAUGGGGCUUCUUCGGACAAGUUCAGCAGAUCCAAGAGGAGGAAGCUCUCAAGUUAGGCAUGUCACUAGAAGAGUAUCGCAGAGGCGUGCAGUCGCUGAACUGCCAGCCCGCGCCGAGGCAGUACCCGGUGCAGGUGGACCCCUCGCCGCAUCCCUUGCCGAGGGUCUCCAGCGGCAUGGUGGGUCGUCGCGCGACAUGUCCGCUGGAGCGCUACGGGCGGCUCGUGAAGACAGCGCGGGACUACCCCAUGCGCCCGCUCCCCCCACCUGGCCAGGCUUAUGAUCCGUACAAGCAGACCAUCAUCUUCUUGGGGAUCGACGUGGGAAACCCCAUAUCAUACAAGCUGCCGCCGGCCAGCAGUGACGUCACGGAUGAGAUGUGGGCCCGUCCGCAACACGUGGCGGUCACACCGUUCAGUGAACAAGUCUUCAGUGCAGUUAGUAAUGCUAGGGGAUAUUAGUGAUGUGAUGAUAGAGUGU